CACACUUCCUGCGCACGUGCGGUCCACAUUAACUUGCGUUGUGUUCCUAGGUAGCUUUGACUUUGAAAAGCGUAUUGUUAUUUACUAAUUAAUGUAUUGAUUUUCGUAUUGGAACGUCGACGCGAGGCUGCACGGCCAUCUGAUCUGUCUGGACACGUGAGAUGGAGAGGAUGAACAUCGAGGAGAAUAAAGUGAAUGAGGAUAUGACCGAUGAUGAUGAAGAAUCUGGAGAAAUGCCCAAGAUUGAAGCAGAUGAGGAUGACGAUGAAGAACUACAUGAUGAGGAACUUAAAGAACAGGCUGAAGGUGAUCCCAAAGAGAAAAAGGUGUCAGUAGGCAAGACGUGUCUGCCUGGAAUAGUGUAUUUAGGUCAUAUACCACCAAGACUGAGACCCAAGAAUAUGCGCAACAUGCUGAGUCUGUAUGGGGAGAUUGGAAGGAUAUUCCUACAGCCUGAAGACCGGUCUGUGAAGAGGAAGAAAAAGAAAGCUGGCACCAAGGCAUGCAGUUUCACUGAGGGCUGGGUGGAGUUCAGGGACAAGAGAGUGGCCAAGAGAGUGGCAGCUAGCCUCCACAACACACCGAUGGGCGCCCGGAAAAGGAGCCGCUUUGUCAGUGACCUUUGGAACAUCAAGUACCUCCACAGGUUCCAGUGGUGUCACCUGAGUGAGCGACUGGCCUAUGAGAUGACUGUGCUCCAGCAGCGCCUCAGAACUGAGAUCUCUCAGGCCAAACGAGAGACCAACUUCUACCUGGCCAAUGUGGAGAAGAGCCAGAACAUGGACAAACUGAGGAAGAAGAGGGAGAGGAAGGGCGAGAAGAUAGAGGAGAAGACUUGGAACUUCACCCAGCGACAUACAGAGGAUGAGAUCCAGAUGAGUCGCCUGCGUAAACAGACCAUGUCCAAGAAGAACCUGCUGAAGGCCCAGGACAAGGCUAGGGACAUACAACAGAAGUCCCAGUCCAACGUCUCUCUGCUGGCCAAGAUCUUCAACAGCAGCAAAGCCAGGGACUGAACCUAGCCCGGCAGUUCUGGUCAAACACAGUAUCCCAGGACUGGUCUCGUUCAGUAUCACAAUUAGAGCAACCUUUUGCCCCUGACACUUGCUGGUGUUGUGAGCGACACUGAGAGGAUGGGCUCUGUCCAGACACACACAGACUCGAGGGAAAAAUACGGUGUUCUCCAUCAGUAUAAUUUGAUUAUAAAUGUAGGAGAGACUUGGACAGAUCCUCUUUUUGGUUUAAUGUGUUGUAAACUAUAAGCUAUGAUGCAGUAACAAUGUGUUCAACACCAUGGAAAACAUCUGCUCAUACUGUAUGUGCUAUUUGGAAACAUUAAACGGAAAUACCUCUUA
Molecule: messenger RNA, 1355 nt
Organism: Salvelinus fontinalis (brook trout)
Lineage: Eukaryota; Metazoa; Chordata; Actinopteri; Salmoniformes; Salmonidae
Gene: abt1
Product: activator of basal transcription 1
Exons: 4
Coding region: 162-1016 (284 amino acids)
Biological process (GO): endonucleolytic cleavage in 5'-ETS of tricistronic rRNA transcript (SSU-rRNA, 5.8S rRNA, LSU-rRNA); small-subunit processome assembly; endonucleolytic cleavage in ITS1 to separate SSU-rRNA from 5.8S rRNA and LSU-rRNA from tricistronic rRNA transcript (SSU-rRNA, 5.8S rRNA, LSU-rRNA)
Cellular component (GO): nucleolus
Molecular function (GO): RNA binding
Source: RefSeq, a predicted model, not a curated record